AUGCGGCAGCAGACCGGAGCUCCACCAGAGCCGCCCGGUCCGGACCUCGCGCGCGCCUUCGCCGUGCAGAACGGGCUGCCCACGCUGGCCGAGGCAGGCGGCGACGACGUGGAGGAGGCAGACGAGGCACCCGCCAGCGGCACCGUCGAGGCACGCGGCGCAAGGCUCCAGAACGGCGCAGGCCAUUGCCAGCUCUGCCAACAGUUCGGCGGCGAAGACUCCAUCGAGUAUUCCGCCGUGUGCGGCCGUCAUUGGCGGGUCGUCGGAGGCAGGAGCGGUGGCUAUGCGGGGUGUAGCAGCUACAGGUGGAAUUUGACAAUGAGGACCGCUCGGGCACCGGAGCUGGCAUGCAGAUCGCCGUGCCUUGCCCUGCUGUGGCAGGUCCUGCAGGACCUGCAGCGGACGCAGCCCGCCGCGGCGGGGCAGGCGCACGCCCGGCUGCACCGGCUGGCGCAGGAGCACCAGCAGCAGCAGCUGAUGGCGCAGCAGCAGGCCCAGCUGCAGGCGCAGCAGCUGCACGCACAGCAGCUGCACGCACAGCAGUUGCAGGCCAUGCAGAUGCAGCAGAUGCAGAUGAUGGGCAUGCCGCCCCAGAUGGUUGUGGCAAUGUCGCCCCCGUCAGCAGUGCCUCCUGCAGCGGCGCCAGGC
Messenger RNA from Prorocentrum cordatum, 648 nucleotides. The record is from the annotation of a GenBank genome assembly. NCBI's taxonomy places the organism in Eukaryota, Dinophyceae, Prorocentrales, Prorocentraceae.